AUGUCCUACGUGAGCUGCGCCCUGCGGGCGGCCGCCCCCCGCCGCCUGCCAGCCCCCUGGAGAAGCCCCCGGCCCUUCAGCAGCACAACGGGCCCCAUUUUUUUAAAGAGCGUCCCAUCCCAGAAGACGCUGAAGGAGGAAGGCUCUGGGAACAAGGAGCCCAGCCGGCCUCCACCGCCCUCGGCCGAGGUGGUGGUGGUCGGGGGGGGCAGCCUGGGCUGCCAGACCACCUACCACUUGGCCAAGCAGGGUGUCACCAGCGUCGUGCUGCUGGAGAGGGACCGCCUGACCUCGGGCACCACUUGGCACACGGCCGGUCUGCUGUGGCAGCUGCGUCCCAGCGACGUGGAAGUGGAGCUGCUGGCGCACACGCGGGACGUGGUCAGCCGGGAGCUGCCCGAGGAGACGGGGCUGCACACGGGCUGGGUGGAGAACGGAGGGCUCUUCAUCGCCUCCAACAAGCAGCGCCUCGAUGAGUACAAGAGGCUCAUGUCGCUGGGGAAGGUGUACGGCGUGGAGUCCUACGUCCUGACCCCAUCGCAGACCAAGGACCUGUACCCGCUGAUGAACAUCGACGACCUGUACGGCACGCUAUACGUCCCCAAGGACGGCACCAUGGAUCCAGCUGGUACCUGCUCGACUCUUGCCAGAGCAGCAACUGCCAGAGGCGCUACGAUCAUAGAGAACUGCCCGGUCACUGGCAUCCAGGUCAGAGCUGAUGAUUUUGGGGUGAAGAGGGUGUAUGCAGUGGAGACGGCCCACGGGACCAUCCAGACUCCCUGCGUGGUGAACUGCGCAGGUGUGUGGGCACGAGCCCUGGGCCGGCUGGCCGGCGUCCACGUGCCGCUGGUGGGGAUGCAUCACGCCUACGUGGUGACCGAGCGCAUCGAGGGCAUUCAGAACAUGCCAAACGUUCGCGAUCACGACGCCUCGGUGUAUCUCCGUCUCCAAGGCGAUGCCCUUUCCGUGGGUGGAUAUGAGUCAAACCCCAUCUUCUGGGAGCAGGUAUCUGAAAAAUUUGCUUUUGGCCUCUUUGAUCUGGACUGGGAUGUUUUCAUGCAACACAUCGAAGGUGCCAUCAACAGAGUACCGGUGCUGGAGAAAACGGGCAUUAAAUCCACCGUCUGCGGGCCAGAGUCGUUCACGGCCGACCACAAGCCACUCAUGGGGGAAGCCCCAGAAGUCCGAGGCUUCUUCCUGGGCUGUGGCUUCAACAGCGCCGGGAUGAUGCUGGGAGGUGGCUGCGGAAGGGAGCUGGCUCACUGGAUCAUCCAUGGGCGGCCAGAGAAGGACAUGUACGGCUACGACAUCAGGAGGUUUCACCACUCCCUUACUGACAACAACCGCUGGAUCCGGGAGCGGAGCCACGAGUCCUAUGCCAAGAACUACUCCGUUGUCUUCCCCCACGAUGAGCCGCUGGCAGGGCGCAACGCAAGGAAGGACCCCCUCCACGAGGAGCUGCUGCGACAGGGCUGCGUUUUCCAGGAGCGGCAUGGCUGGGAGAGGCCGGGCUGGUUCAGCCCCAGGGGAGCAGCCCCGGUUCUGGAUUACGACUACUACGGCGCGUACGGCCAGGAGCGCCACAGGGACUACACCUACAACCAGCUACUGGGGGAUGAGUACACCUUUGACUUCCCCCCCCACCAUGACAUUAUCAAGAAUGAAUGCUUAACGUGCAGAAAUGCCCUGGCUCUCUUCGACAUGUCUUACUUUGGGAAAUUCUACCUGGUUGGUCCUGAAGCAACAAAAGCGGCGAACUGGCUGUUUACUGCCGACGUGAGCAAAGCGCCAGGCUCGACCGUGUACACCUGCAUGCUGAACAAGCGGGGCGGUGUGGAGAGCGACCUGACCGUCAGCCGGAUCAGCCCUGGGGACCCGGCCUCCCCCCUGGCCCCUGCCUUCGAAGGGGACGGCUACUACCUGGCUAUCGGCGGGGCCGUGGCUCAGCACAACUGGUCGCACAUCACCACUGUGCUGCAGGACAUGAAGCUCCAGUGCGAACUCCUCGACUGCUCGGAGGAGCUGGGCAUGAUGAGCAUCCAGGGCCCCCUGAGCCGUGUCGUCCUCCAAGAAGUGCUCGACACCGACCUCAGCAACGAGGCCUUCCCCUUCUCCACCCACAAACUGGCCGUGGCCGCAGGAUGCACGGUCCGUGCCAUGAGGCUGUCGUUUGUCGGCGAGAUGGGCUGGGAGCUGCACGUGCCCAAGGCGGACUGCGUGAAGGUUUACCAGGCCGUGAUGGAGGCAGGUGCCCGGCAUGGCAUUACCAAUGCUGGCUACAGAGCCAUCGACAGCCUCAGCAUCGAGAAAGGGUACAGGCACUGGCACGCAGACCUGCGCCCUGACGAUACCCCGUUAGAAGCAGGCUUAGCCUUCACCUGCAAGCUCAAGUCUGGCAUCCCCUUCCUGGGCCGGGAGGCUGUGGAGGCUCAAAAAGCCAAGGGCGUCUUCCGCCGCCUCGUCUGCUUCACCACCGAGGAGAAGGUGCCAAUGUUUGGCCUGGAGGCGGUCUGGCGGGAUGGCGAGGUGGUCGGCCACAUCCGUCGGGCAGACUUCGGAUUUGCCAUCGAUAAAACCAUUGCCUACGGCUACAUCCGUGACCCCACGGGGGGCCCGGUCUCGCUGGAUUUCGUGAAGAGCGGCAGCUACCAGCUGGAGCGGAUGGGAGUGACCUACCCUGCCCGAGCACACACCAAGUCCCCGUUCGACCCGGACAACAAGCGAGUGAAGGGCUUUUACUGA
Molecule: messenger RNA, 2742 nt
Organism: Nipponia nippon (crested ibis)
Lineage: Eukaryota; Metazoa; Chordata; Aves; Pelecaniformes; Threskiornithidae
Source: RefSeq, a predicted model, not a curated record